AUGUGAGGGGUAGAAGAAACGAUGCAUGGGUUUCCUUUUCUCCCCAGGUCUAAGAGUUUACGAACUUUCAAAGGGAGACAGAGGUCAGUCUGAAACUCAGGUGCUGAGAGGUGUGCACUGUCGGAGACUUGUGUGUUGGGGCGCCCGGAGCGCAUCCCGGGGGCGCCCCCGGAGCCGGGCGUGUGCGUCCGGCAGCGGCCGGAGCCCAGGCCCCUCCCCGGAGCCGCUCGGGCGCCGGACUCUGCCCGGGGCGCGCCCUGCGGGGCGGAGCUCACUCUGGGGACCGCGGAGCCACGACCGCCCCGCGGAGCCGACCGGCUGGAGGCCCAGAGCCCAGGGCAGGAGCAGCUCCGGGACCUCCGCUCGCUGAGCGCCCUCCAAGAACCAGAAGCCACAUCUCACCCUUGUAUCCUCCUGUCAGCCCCUGGAUUUUGGUAGGAUGCUGCGCUGCGAUCAGUCUGAGACCUUCCUGGCACAGGAGGGGAACCUGGCCUCAAUGUGAUAGAGACACCCUUGAUCUCGGUGACAAAAAGAAGAACGUUUGAGUUUCAGCUCUGUUAGCUUUACUGUGAUCUUGGCUGGACUUCACAAUGACAACAGUAACAGUGACCCCGGCGGCGACCCUGAGGGGUAAGGUAGAAGACAGUUCUGCUCUGUGUGAGUCCACGUCAGCUCACAUCAUUGAAGAAACCGAAUACGUGAAAAAGAUUCGAACUACUCUGGAAAAGAUCCGAAAUCAAAUAUUUAAGGAUGAAAUAAGACAGAACAGGACAAAUUGCAAACUAGAUGCAAAGCGCAGUGGAAACAUUCAAAGUGGCUCUGGUUCUGAAAUGGAGCCCAGUUUGGACCCGCUUGUGGAAAAGAUAAAAGGAAAAGACCUACAGCUCUUAGAACUGAACAAAGAGAAUGAAUUAUUGAAAAUCAAGCUGGAAGCCUCCAGAGAAGCAGGAGCAGCGGCUCUGAGAAAUGUGGCCCAGAGGUUAUUUGAAAGCUACCAAACACAAUCUGAAGAAGUUAGACAGAAGCAUGAGGACAGUAAAUACUUACUCCAGGUUAACAAACUUGAAAAAGAACAGAAAUUGAAACAACGUGCUGAAAACCUGAAUGAAAUUGCUGAAAAGCUUGAAGAAAAACAUAGUCAAAUCACGGAACUGGAGAAUCUUGUACAGAGAAUGGAAAAGGAAAAGAGAACCCUGCUGGAAAAAAAACUGUCUUUGGAAAACAAGCUGCUGCAUCUCAAAUCCAACGCUGCUUAUGCUAAAAGUUGCCAGGAUCUUCAAAUGGAGAUUGCCCUCCUCCAGGAGCAGAUCUCUCAUCUGCAGUUCGUGAUUCACUCCCAGCACCAGCACCUGCGCGGCAUCAUCCAGGAGAUGGAAGAAUUAAAAAAUAAUGUAAAAGACCAAGAUAAAAGGAUUGAAAAUCUGAAAGAAAAAGUUAACAUACUGGAAGCUCAGAACAAAGAACUAAAAACCAAGGUGGCAAUUUGGUCUGAAACUCCCAGGACCAAGGUAUCUAAGGCUGUCUCUACAAGUGAACUGAAGACUGAAGGCACAACCCCCUACGUGAUGCUGGUUAGGCUACGGAGAUGAGCGGGCUGGCUGAAGAUUGGAACGAGAAAGACCACUCCUCUGUGGGACUUCUUUAUUUCUUGAAACAGUCUAAACUUAUGUAUUAAAAUGGCUCGAUGCCAAUAUUUAAUGGAAUUUAUUAUAUUGUAUUUAAUAUAUGCAUCGAUAGCUUUGCAGGAGGAUGACCUUUCAGAAAAGCAAACAAAUAUAUAAUCAAGGAAAGGAACUCUUUCUUCAAAGCUUACUAAGUGGAUAAAGAAACAGUUGCUUUCCUAUGAUGGAAGAUGAAUUUUGCUUUAAACUU
Messenger RNA from Vicugna pacos (alpaca), 1872 nucleotides. It is a transcript of the gene CCDC68, whose product is annotated as coiled-coil domain containing 68. Gene Ontology annotation, biological process: intracellular signal transduction. Gene Ontology annotation, cellular component: intracellular anatomical structure. The record is from RefSeq and is a predicted model, not a curated record. Lineage: Eukaryota; Metazoa; Chordata; Mammalia; Artiodactyla; Camelidae.